Octopus bimaculoides (California two-spot octopus) is the source of this 7759-nucleotide messenger RNA. Its product is annotated as glucose-6-phosphate exchanger SLC37A2. Lineage: Eukaryota; Metazoa; Mollusca; Cephalopoda; Octopoda; Octopodidae. Gene Ontology annotation, biological process: transmembrane transport. Gene Ontology annotation, molecular function: transmembrane transporter activity. Gene Ontology annotation, cellular component: membrane. The record is from RefSeq and is a predicted model, not a curated record.
CUUGUAAUGAUGGCGUCGUCUAAGAAGGAAGGGGUUGUUUCUGUUCCAAUUGGUAUAGAAUUACUACCGACUGUAGAAUGUAUAAAUAGGAAUAAAGCAUAUAAAAUCUUCAUUAUGGUAUCUACUUUUUUAUGCUAUUCAUCGUAUCAUCUUUCAAGGAAACCCAUUAGUGUAGUUAAGAAUGUUCUCCAUCAUAAUUCAUCAAAUUCAUCAGGCUGGGCUCCAUUUGAUGAACCCGAUUAUAAAACACUGCUGGGAAGUUUGGAUUAUGCUUUUCUCUUCACUUAUGCCAUUGGAAUGUUUCUUAGUGGUCAUAUAGCGGAACGUGUCAAUCUUCGGUACUUUCUAUCCUGUGGUAUGUUACUCAGUGGUAUUUUAACAGCUGCCUUUGGAUUUGGUUAUUUCUUCAACAUCCAUUCUUUAACUUACUAUAUUUUUGUUCAGAUAUUCUGUGGUUUAUUUCAAGCAACAGGAUGGCCCAGUGUUGUGACUUACAUGGGGAAUUGGUUUGGUAAAGGGAACCGUGGAUUGAUAAUGGGAAUAUGGAAUUCUCAUACAUCAGUAGGAAACAUUCUUGGUUCUGUUAUAGCUGGAGAAUUUGUUGAAACAAAUUGGGGAUGGUCUUUCGUUGCUCCUGGAAUAAUUAUUGGAGCCAUGGGUAUUUUUGCCUUUCUAUUUAUGAUUCACAAACCUGAAUAUGUUCAGUGUACUCCUCCAGAACAUGCAGAGAAAUCCAAAAACAAAUAUAUUCAGUCUUCAGAAACAGAGCCUUUGGUGGAAACAGAAGAGAUAUCCAGUGGCAAGGCCAUUAGUUUUUUGAAAGCCUUGAAGAUUCCUGGUGUUGUGGAAUUUUCACUUUGUCUAUUCUUUGCCAAAUUAAUCAGUUAUACAUUCCUCUACUGGCUACCUAACUUCAUCAAGAAUAAAACUCAUUAUAAUGCUCAGCGGGCUGCAAAUUUAUCAACCUUUUUUGACACAGGAGGUAUUAUUGGUGGUAUAUGUGCUGGAUUUCUCUCAGACAAAACUAAAUCCAGUGGAAGUAUAUGUAUGAUUAUGUCAGCAAUUGCAGCUCCACUACUCUAUACUUACAAUGCAUAUGGUGCAGUGAAUUACACUUGGAAUAUUGUAUUGCUGAUAAUCUGUGGAAUGUUUGUGAAUGGACCAUAUGCUUUGAUCACAACAGCUGUAAGUGCAGAUUUAGGUACACACCAGUGUUUGGAAGGGAACACUCAGGCAAUAGCUACAGUUACAUCAAUUAUUGAUGGUACCGGCAGCAUGGGUGCUGCUCUGGGACCAUUAUUAACAGGGAUCUUGUCACAACGGAACUGGAAUUACGUCUUCUAUAUGCUCAUUGCUGCGGAUGCUUUCGCAUUCCUGGUGAGUAUUGUCAUCACGUUCCGCUCUAAUGAAAACAAACUGGCCUUAAAGUAUAUCCGCCAGCAUAUGCCCUUUAAUACCACUGGACGCGUCAUCUUCACUGCCUUCAUUUUAAUCACACUUGCUGCUAUAUAUUUAUCAUAUUCAUCAUUAUCCAGGGAUUUCAUCACUUCUAAUUGAGGUUUUGUUGUGUUAUACACACACAAAUACACAUAUACAUACAUAUAUAUAUAUACAUACAUAAACACACACACACACAUACAUCUAUUAUACAUACAGACACACACACACACACAUAUAUAUGUGCAGAUAUAUAAUGUAUAUAUACACAUGUAUAUGCAUACAUAUAUACAUACACCCACAGACAUACAUACAUAUGUGUGUGUGUGUAUGUAUAUACAUAUUUUAGCUAAUCUAGACACUAAGCCUUUUUCCUUCAAAUGAAUCUUGUGACCAAUGUUAAUUGUGCCACCUGAUGGGUGGAAUAGAUUUAUUCAUCAAUUUCUAGAUUAUAUGACUUAGAAUUAGGGCCUCAGCUUAGGUUUGUCAUAGGCCAUAGGACUCUUAUAGGCAAAUCUUGGUGUAUAAGUGACUGAGACUGGAACACUGAAUGGGACCCCAGUUCUUCGCAGGGUUAACUUCUCAGCUGUUGCUGGAACUCAGUUUCUGCUAAGUAAACCUGAUCAACACGAAAUGAAAUGUUUUUCUCAAGAUCACAAUACACCACCCAAUCCAGGAAUUGAAACCAUGAUUCACUCUAACCACUAGGCAGCAUGUCUUCAUGAUUAAACAAGCUCUAAAUUAAUUCUUUAAAUUCAAUGGUGAAAACAAAUCUAUUUUAAAACAAUUUCACUCCAAAAACAAUUUUUCAAAGAGUUUUAACAGUUGAAAUAGUAACUGAUUGAUUUUUACCUAGCAACUUUCUACAAAGAUAAUAUGUAUCACCACAUAUUAUAAAAAUGCCAAAGUACUUUUGAUACUAUAUUAUAGCAUUUCUAUAACUGCUAGAAUACAGUUCUUUUAUUUUGACUUUCUUCAGAGUCAUUACUAGCAAUUAUUUUUUGUCAUUUAAUCUACCUCUGUUUUAAUAUUUAAAAUCCCAAACAUUAUUUCUCAUCGAAGUAAAAAAAAAAAUCUGGUAGAAUUUUCUACAUUAAUUACAACCCAGAAAUAGAUGAGUAAGUUGCUUGUCUUAUAAUGAAACUAAUUUAAUCCAUCCAUUAGUCCAACCCAUGCCAGCAUGGAAAACAGAUUUUUCUUGAGGAUGAUAUCUUUUCUAUUUACAAAAUUGGCCAUAUAUUUAGAUAAAAAUGUGUAAAAAGAUCUCUUUUAAAAUGUGAGAAAUAUUUAAAUGUGUAAUCUCUUUCAAGAAUUGAAACUUCAGAAUUUAAAAACAAAAAUCUCAGUAUUCAUAUUUAACUAUUUAUUUUAUUAUAUAUUUAAUCAAUUUUAUUAGAUAUAAAACCUACAUCUAUGGAAAGAAAGAAUGAGGCUAUCCCUUCUUUACUGUCAGCAGUAUACUGAUAAUUCCAGUAGAAUUUGAUUCUCUUUCAUGCUUUGGUGUCUGACAGAUUUACAUCUUAAAGUAAUUUGCUGUUUUAAAUGGGUUUUUUUAAAUAUUCCCAUGUGAUUCUUCUUUGAUUAGGAUCAGUUCUGUGAUUACCACUUUACUGGACAACCAAAGCUUAUGUGAUUAUAGCAUCAUUAUCCAUGAUGAUGAUACAUAUAUGCACACACACAUACAUACAUGUGACUGUGUUUAUGAAGGGAGAGGGGAUGCUUAUGGAAGAUUUUCUCAUUUUUAUUUGUUCCUUUUGCCUUUGUAUAUCAUAUUUAUUUAUUUAUUUAUAACAUUCAUAUCUUGGUAUAUUGAAGACCUUCUAAGUUAUUUCACAACAAAGGGAGAUUUUUUUUUACAACCCCUGCUUCUGUUAUACUAUUUAACUACAAAUAUUUACCAUCCAUACAUAGAUAUACACAUCUACAUAUUCAAUUAAACAAAUAUUCAGACAACUGCACAAUGCAGUGCAAGACAUGUUGCACACCUGAAAAGACUGUGAUUUUUAUUUUUCCAAAGUGUUUGUUGUCUUUUACUGAAGGAAUUUAUGUAUAUUCCUUCUGUAAUGAGAUAUGAAUCAAUAAGAGAAUGUAUCCGUAUUUUGAAUGAUUGAUAAUUAUAUAGUUUACACAUAUGUGUGUGUAUAUACAUGAUAGUUUUUAUAUAUUCAUAUAUAUAUAUAUAUAUAUAUAUAUAGAGAGAGAGAGAGAGAGAGAGAGAGAGUGUGUGUGUAGUUUAUAUCUUAUUUAAACAUACAUAUACAUUUGUACCUCAUAGUUUGCAGUAAAAAUAUUUGAUAUUUUACCUUGUUAUGUUUUAUUACAUAUAAUAUAUAUAUAUAUUUGUUUUAGCAAAUAUUGGCUAAACUGGCAAUAUGACCAUCCCCAAGUACAACAAAAUAUAUAUAUAUAUAUCUAUAUAUAUAUAUAUAUAAUAAUAUACAUAUACAUAUAUAUGUAUAUUAUUACAUGUGUGUGUGUGUGUGUAUCUAUAUAUGUAUAUUCUUUUGGGGAAUCUCAUGAAGCACACAUAAAUCAUGUAAAUAUUGGGUUGGAAAAUCCUUCUGGAUAGGAAAAGUCAAAGGCUUCCUUCGACUUUAUGUAUGUUAUUUAUAUCUCUAUGUAAACACUUCAAGAUAUUCCGGAAAAGAAUUAUUUCUCACUCUCUCAGAAUUCUUAUGAAAUAACAAUGUGUGUGUAUGUACAUUUAUAGUUGUGUGAGUAAUAAGUUUGUCAAGACAGUGAAAUCACUGUUUCUUAUUGCCUGUUUUUCAUUUUUUAAAAAUUUUAUUUUAUUUACCUAUAUCAAACCGUUGACAAUCAUAUUUCAUUGAUUGAAGUGUUUGCUUUACAAUUAUUUAAUCAAGAAUUUUUAAUUUGGGAGGCAUAUUUGGUUUUGGUAUAUUUAGUGAAGUAGUUAUAUAGAUUUUAUUUUAAAUAUUCAAGAAAGUCAAUGUUAUGUGCCUAAUUCAAAUGAUGUUAGCAGUAAAAAUUAUAUAUAUUUUUGUAUUUUGUAUUGUUACAUUUCAUGACACAUAUAUACAAUGAAAUGUGUGUGCGUAUAUAUAUAUAUAUAUAUAUAUAUAUACUACACACACACACACACACACAUAUAUAUGCAUUUCUUUCCUUUCCUGAGCCUCUGCUUAUACAUUACAUGUACCACAUACUCGCGUUGUCAUUUUUUUCUGCUUGUUCUUUUUGGGAUUUACUAUAUACACAUAUACAUAUACAUACAUACAUACAUACAUAUAUAUAUAUGUAUAUAUAUGCAUAUAUAUGUAUAUAUAUAUAUAUAUAUACAUAUAUAUAUAUGCGUGUAUAUAUAUAUAUGUGUGUGUGUGUGUGUGUAUUAGUAUAUAUAUAUUGUAAUAAUAUUAUAUUUGUAUAUACACCUUGUAGUAUGUUAUUUAAAGCUCAUUCGACUAUCUGAUGUCAACAACUGUAUGGUGGUAUAUGCCACUGGAUUUAUUUCAGUAAUUCCUUUGUGUCCAUAGCGUUUAUAUAUAAAAAAUCAAAGACAGAAAGUGGAAUUCAUGAGACUCUUUAUUCAGAACCACUACAAUCGUUUCAACCCAUCAUGCACCAGUACCUUACAGGUGAGAUACUAUAGAAACAGUUAUCAUGCAUUAUAGGUGCAGAUGAAUUUCUUCCAGUGACUUUUCAAAAAGUACCUCAUUUUUUAUUUAUCAUUACACCUAUUUCUAUAGGCGUGGCUGUAUUAUAAGAAGCUUGCUUCCUAACCACAUGGUUCUGGGUUCAGUCCCUCUGCAUGGCACCUUGGGCAAGUGUCUUCUACUAUAGCAAUGGCCUGACCAAAGCCUUGUGAGUGGAUUUGGUAGUCAGAAACUGAAAGAAGCCCGUCACAUAUAUAUAUAUGUGUGUGUGUGUCUGUGUUUUGCCCCCCCCCCCACUCCGCCAUCACAUCUGAUAUUGGUGUGAUUACAUCCCCAUAAACAUAGCAGUUUGGCAAAAGAGCUCAAUAGAAUAAGUAUUAGGCUUACAGAAAAUAAGUCCUGGGGUGGAUUUCUCCAACUAGAAAGUCCUUAAAGGUGGUGCUCCAGCAUGGCCACAGUCAAAUGAGUGAAACAAAAGAAUAAAAGAAAAAUACAUUUUGCUUAUUAUAGCAUACUAUCCAUCUCAAUAAUAAACUGAGAUAUAAAGGCAGAAUCCUUCCCAUAUAAGCAAUAAAAUAAAAUAUACAAAAAUAAAAGAAUAGGCAAUCAAAAAAUUAAUAAAAUAAAGUUAAUGAAAAAGGAAUACACUGAUAAUAAGACACAGUUAAAUAAAAACAUACAAUAUACAUAGGCAUAGGCAUGGCUGUUUGGUAAGAAGCUUGCUUUUCCACCACACAGUUCCAAGUUCAGUUUCACUGCAUAGCACCUUGGGCAAGCGUCUUCUACUAUAGCCUUGGUCCAACCAAAGUUCUGUGUAUAGAUUUGGUAGACAGAAACUGAAAGAAGCCCGUUGUAUGUUGGGUCAUCACAUAAAUAAUGCAGUUUUUUUUUCAAUUGCAUGAACUAAAAGUCAGAGGGGGACAGGAUAAACUACCUGCAUCAAAUUGCUGUAAAAGCAGAUAGUAAUUUUACCAUGUUUUUAUCCUUAGUGCAAGUUUUGAAGAGUGCAGUUCGAAUUUAACAGUUAUUAUUUCAAAGCUAUAAUGGAAGUCACAAAGGAGCAUAUUCAGCACAUUUUGCUUUAUGAGUUCAAUAAAGGCAGCAAUACAAUGGAAAGUGCAAGGAAUAUUAAUGCACUAUAUGGGGAUUGGACAGUAAGCAUAAGUCAGUGUCAAGGGUGGUUCCAUAAAUUCCAAGCCGGAAACUACAGCCUAGAAGAUGAGCCUCAUCCUGGAAGAUAUGUAGUGCUUGAUGAGGACAUCCUGCAAACUCUGGUGGAACAAAAUUUUGUUGUAACUGUUGAGAAACUAACGGAGACGCUUGGAUUUGGUCAUUCAACCAUUCAUCGACAUAUGCACUAGAUGAAAAAUGACCAUCUUUGGUUUCAAGAUGAAAGGUGUCCUUCCAUCAGGAUAAUGCUCAGCCAUAUACAAGGAUGACAUUCCAAAGGCUGGAACAGUUUGAAUGGGAAAUGAUGCCCCACCCACCAUAUUUGCCAGACAUAGCCCCAUCUGAUUAUCAUUUAUUCCGUAGUCUUCAAGAUCAUUUGGAUGGAAAAAAUAUGAAUUCUGUAGAUGAGGUCAGAACAGUACUGGAGAAAUAUUUUUUGUCAUGGACAAGUGAAUUUUGGAAGAGUGGCCUUGCAAAUCUACCAGAUAGAUGGAAGAGCAUUCUAGAAAAUCAAGGAGAGUAUAUUUUAGAUGAAAAAAGAACUUUCUCUUCAUUUUGAAAAACAAAAGAAGUAUAAAAAGACUGCAUUAUUUAUGGGAUGACUCAAUGUAUGUGUGUGUGUGUCUGCGUUUGUCCCUCUCCCCUUCCCACUGCUUGACAACUGGUGUUGGUGUGUUUGUGUCCCUGUAACUUAACAGUUCGGCAAGAGAGACUGAUAGAAUAAGUACCAGGCUUAAAAAAUAAGUACUUUAAAGUACCAGUUCAUGAUGGAUCAAAAUGAUCAUACUGGUUCUGAAUAAAGAGUCUUGUGAAUUCCAUUUUCGGUCUUUCAUAUUUUUCGUAUUGAAUUAUAUAUAUAAUCCAAGUUGUGUCCUCAUGAAGCACAUCUUCAUGUUCAAAACAAUCAAAUGUAUGUAUGUAGAUGUUUUAUUUUGAAUCAGACUUAUAUAGCAUUUGAAAUUUCUAUAAAAGACUGCAAAAAUUUGGUAUAUUUAUAAUUUAAUUCUGUUACACAUGUUUCAUUACAGGAUAAGAGUUACAAAGGAAUACAUGUUGAAGAAACAUCUAUGACUUGUUAUUCAUAUCCCAUAAUGAAACAUAUGUAACAUCAAAUUAGAAAUACUCUAAAAUAUCCCAGUCUUAUGUUUUGAAUUGUAUAUAAUUAUAUAUAUGUAUGUAUAUGUGUAUGCAUACAUUUAUCUAUAUGAUUAAAUUGUGUGUGUGUGUGUGUAUAUAUAUAUAUAUAUAUAUAUAUAUAUAUGCACACACAUAUAUAAUUAAAUUUAUAUAUAUAUAUUUUUCCAUGCACAAAAUUCUCAUUACACACCUGUGUUAUAAAACAACAUAUAUUUACACAAACAAUUAUAAUAUCUAACAAACCUUUACUAAUAAACUAUAUAUAUAACCCAAAUGUAGUCUGCUGUACUUGUGUGUAGGCAAACUGAAUUAUUUCUUUACACCUAAAAAAUUUCUGCAGUUAGUCCACUGAUUUCAUACCUGAAGCUCAAAUAUUUUUCUCAAUAAAUUUAUUUCAAACA